UGUGUUUGAUCGGUCGGCCAGCUCGAACGCAGUUUUCUUGUGUCGGUCCCGGUUGACGUUGAGUUCUCGCUUUUUUUCCGACAAACAUCCGACGGAGGCGAAAGCCAGUAUACCCAGGAUGAAACGAGUUUUCCAAGGGAAUGAGCAGGAGGACGGAGGAGGGACCAGCAGUGGGUCUCAAGGGACUCUUAAACGGCCCUGCAAGCAGAGGAGGGAGAAAGAUACCGAGGAGGAGAGCGCCCGCUGGGAGUGUCUGCCGCAGGAGAUCCUGCUCCACAUCUUCCAGUACCUGCCUCUACUAGAUAGAGCUUAUGCCUCUCAGGUGUGUCGAAGCUGGAACCAGGCCUUUCACAUGCCAGAGCUGUGGCGGUGCUUUGAGUUUGAGUUAAACCAGCCAGCCAGCUCCUACCUGAAGGCCACGCACCCAGACCUCAUCAAACAGAUAAUCAAACGGCACGCCAACCACCUGCAGUAUGUCAGCUUCAAGGUGGACAGCAGCAGAGAGUCUGCAGAGGCAGCAUGCGACAUUCUCUCUCAGCUCGUGAAUUGUUCUUUGAAAACGUUGGGGCUCAUCUCCACAGCCAGACCCAGUUUCAUGGAGCUGCCCAAAUCUCACUUCAUCUCAGCGCUUACAGUGGUUUUUGUCAACUCCAAAUCCCUCUCCUCCCUAAAGAUUGAUGACACACCUGUGGAUGACCCCUCCCUCAAAGUCCUGGUGGCCAAUAAUAGUGACACACUCAAACUGCUGAAAAUGAGCAGUUGCCCUCAUGUUUCACCUGCAGGCAUCCUGUGUGUGGCUGAUCAGUGCCACGGCCUGAGAGAACUGGCUCUCAACUACCAUUUGUUGAGUGAUGAACUUCUCAUAGCCCUGUCCUCGGAGAAGCACGUUCACCUCGAGCACCUUCGCAUCGACGUGGUUAGUGAGAAUCCUGGCCAACAGUUCCACACCAUCAAGAAGAGCAGCUGGGACGCCAUGAUGCGCCACUCUCCCAAAUUUAACCUGGUCAUGUACUUCUUUCUCUAUGAGGACGAGUUUGGUCCUUUCUUCCGUGAUGAAAUCCCUGUCACGCACCUGUACUUCGGCCGCUCCGUCAGUAAAGACGUGCUGGGCCGUGUUGGGCUCAACUGCCCUCGUCUGGUCGAGCUUGUGGUGUGCGCCAAUGGGCUGCGGCCCCUGGAUGAGGAGCUGAUCCGCAUCGCCCAACGCUGCACCCAGCUGUCGGCCAUCGGCUUGGGAGAGUGUGAAGUGUCCUGCAGCGCCUUCGUGGAGUUUGUCAAGAUGUGUGGAGACAGACUGACACAGCUAUCCAUCAUGGAGGAAGUAUUGGUCCCAGACCACCACUAUGGUCUGGAUGAUAUCCACUGGGAGGUGUCAAAGCAUUUGGGCCGCGUCUGGUUCCCAGACAUGAUGCCUACCUGGUAGAGCUCUGGAGGAAGGUCUAGGUUUGCAUGAGUUUGGGUGUGUGUGUGCGUGUGCAUGUGUGUGUGUGAUGUUUGAGUGUGUCCUCAUCCAUAUGUAGGGCUUUUCCUCCCCGAAUACAUGACAAAAUCACAUCUCUUUGAGGUCUGAUCUGAUAAAACACAUGUUCAUUGAUUUAAACUCUACCAUCCUGUUCCGUGUAUAAAAUUUUUAUAUUUAUAUGUAUAUUUAUAUCUCAAUUUGUCUUGUUGUCACACAUAACAUUUAGCACCCUGUUCUCUGAGCCAUUUUUAAUGGGCUGAAAAACCCUGCAGAUUGGUUAUGUGUUGCGUUGUAGGAGUAUUCAGGGGUGACACAUUGCACUAACGGGAAAGUCUUGGAAUUACUGGGAAAGAAUGGGGAAGAAUGUCGAAGUUAUUUCAUCUACACAGGUAUGAGCAGACAGAUUCAUAAACAGUUUUACCAUAUAAUGUGCAGGCAUGAGUACAAAUGCCUCUAAUAGAAAUCAGAAACUUUACAGUGAUUAGUUUAAUUUCAGUUAAAUAACUGGACAUACAGAUAUAUUCGACAGAUUGUCAUCAUCACAGUGAACUGCAAAAUGUCUUUCAGGUCAGACACGGUGGUGAGUUAGAAAACAGUCUUGACAUGGAAUGGAAAAAUGCACAGUACAUUAAAUCGGGAUAGUCACCAUUAUAAGCUCAUAUAUCUGUGUUGAUACUCAGUUAAAAUCACCUAAAUUUCCAACCUUAACUGUCAUGGAAGGUUUUUUUAAUUUUCUCUUUUGCUUCUGACACUUUGCAACCCAAGUAACGACACACUGUGGCUGUACAAGAAUAAGAAACACGAAACAGUCACCAGACGUGUGAAGCUCCUUGUAGAGGCGGUCGAUUACAUGCCUACGCUCAGGUAGGCAAUAGCACAUAAAAGAUUCCAUGUUAAAACCAUAUGUUUUUGUUCUCGUUCGUCUAUCGACAUAUUUAUUAAUUCUUUGAAUGUGUUUCUGAGUCACUGCAUCUCAUUUGGAAAAAAAGAGCUGUCUCUGUCUCCGUCCUCUGAUGUGACAUGGGCGGGGCUACAGACAGUGGUGUCUCUCUUUUUCUAAGAACAGCUACUUGUGAAGGUGGUGCUCUUAAGUGACUUUGGCCACAAUCAUGUUAGUCUGUAUAUGCUGUACAUAUAUAUAUAAUAUGUAUAUAUAUAUUAUAUGUAUAUGUAUAUAUGUAUAUGUAUAUGUGUUCCUAUUGUAAAUAUCAAAGUGCUAAAUUGCAAAACAAAUGAGAGGGAGAAUUUUUGAUUGUUGACAUCAUACAUCUGUACAUUUACUUAAUCCUACUGAUGCACUUUUACUCCAAUGAAGGACACAAGAUGAGCUACAAUGUUAUUAGGGCAUGAAAUCAACUGAGUUUGCAGUCAAGUGGUGGUAAAUUUUGGCAGUGGUCAGGAACUCUCUCAGUGAGUCACCCUCGGUAGUUGACUUGCUUUUUAUGGAGUUAUUUUUUCUAUUUUUACAAACAGUGUAGGUUCUAAGAAAUUGAAUUGGCAGGUGGCAUUGUUUAAUCGUUGACCUAAAUUGACUCACAAAAAUCCUUCUGGAAAGCUUUCUUGGAAAGGGACAAACCAAAACUGCUUCACAGGACAAUCAUUCACCAUGCUCAUAGUCUGUACAGUCUCUAGUCUACCUAAGAAAGAUAUAUUCUGGUUUACCAUUUGUAAAACGUAUUUUAGUGGUAAAUGUACCAAAAUUUGCAAAAACAAAAGGGUUGCCCAGUGAGGAACUCUCAAAUUGAUCGACGGGUCUUAUGAUACAUGAACAAAAUCUUGAUUUAUUAAUGUUUACUGAUGCUGUUAAAAGUUGAACAUUAGCAAUGUUUGUGAACAGCAGAGAGGAGGCCUGUAUUUUCAGUUAUGAUCAGUUGACAAACACAUUAUAAAAAGUGUUUUUCUGUUUGUGAAUUAAGCUCAAAUGUAUAUGGUAACAUGAUUAAGGAUUGAGGAUUUUAAAUGCAAGCACAGGGCUGCACAGUUAUUAAUUGGUGCUGUACUUUUUGCAGCAAGUUUUUCAAGCUAUCAUUCUGAAACAGUUGGCUGGUUUACAAUGAGAACAUUUUUUACAACUUAAAUUGAUGGUGGCACUUUAUCUUUUGCCCUGUAUCAUAUUUAGCUGUUGCAUAAAGGCAUGAAGUGCCACAUCGUCCGGAAACUCCAGCACGUAUUUGGAUGUGGCAGCUGUUCCAGCGUAAUUGAUAAAAAUGCAAAAAUUAUGAUUUUAAUGAGGCAAUUGUGCAGCCCUGAAGAUGGGACAGUGUGGCAGCUGAAUGUUAAUGUAACUGAAUGUUUGGCAGGAUGUGUAAGAAUGAAAUAUUUAUGUCUCAUUAUUUUGUUGCAAUAGAGCGAAAGAAUAUUAGUUGGAACAUGUCUUUAGGUGGACUAGGGGUGUUGCCUGUGGACUUACUGAAAGAUGUCAACCCUUGGACCGUGCAAUGAAAGAGACCUGUAAAUCAUCAUGUUCAGUUAAAUGGAAAAUUGUUUUAUGGGGUAAAUGUUUUGUGUGUUUUGUUUGAAAAUGUUAAUCAAAAGGAAAAAUUCCCUUCACAAUAAUAUUUCUUCAGUUGUUGCCCUUUGAUAGGUAGCCAUGAUCAUGUCUUAAUUUGAUGUUUUCUGUCUCUGAAGGUCAACAAGGCCUGGCAGUGGACUUUAUCCUUUACUGAAUUACAGUACAUUUUAUUGUGUAUUUAUGAAAACCUGCCAUCUGCUGGUUAAUAUUAACGACAUUUGUAUUCAGUGCGUAUAGAUGAUUAUUGUAAUAUUCAAGUAUAGGCCGAGUAAGGGUUGAAGUUUUUUAUAGAGUGUACAGUGACAGUGUGUUGUUUUUAUUUUAGCUAAACAAGGUUGCAUUGAACUGAGAUUUAUUGGAAGGUAGUCUCUUGUACUUUCCCCAAAGAUAUGUAAUAUUUAAGUGAAGUUAAUAGCCACAUUAAAAAUGCCUGUUUUGAGUGUGUAGUCCCUGUCUUAAUUAUAAAGACAACGCUCUUGCUUUAAUUAGCCUGUUGUAAUGUUAUUUUUAGCUUGUGUAC
Molecule: messenger RNA, 4494 nt
Organism: Xiphias gladius (swordfish)
Lineage: Eukaryota; Metazoa; Chordata; Actinopteri; Istiophoriformes; Xiphiidae
Product: F-box/LRR-repeat protein 3-like
Exons: 6
Coding region: 119-1423 (434 amino acids)
Biological process (GO): SCF-dependent proteasomal ubiquitin-dependent protein catabolic process; positive regulation of protein ubiquitination
Cellular component (GO): SCF ubiquitin ligase complex
Molecular function (GO): protein binding
Source: RefSeq, a predicted model, not a curated record